This is a messenger RNA of Ylistrum balloti, 1750 nucleotides long. Its product is annotated as casein kinase I-like. The transcript has 8 exons. The record is from RefSeq and is a predicted model, not a curated record. Gene Ontology annotation, biological process: signal transduction; negative regulation of canonical Wnt signaling pathway; peptidyl-serine phosphorylation. Bases 89 to 1084 code for a protein of 331 amino acids. Gene Ontology annotation, cellular component: cytoplasm; nucleus. Gene Ontology annotation, molecular function: protein serine/threonine kinase activity; ATP binding. NCBI's taxonomy places the organism in Eukaryota, Metazoa, Mollusca, Bivalvia, Pectinida, Pectinidae.
GUCAUGAUCGGACCAGAAGAAGGGAGAGACAUGGAUUAGGAAAAAUGUAGAAGUCUAUUCUUAAUUACAAACCAAAACAUUAAGAAAGAUGGCGAAAAUGGCGAGUGCCCUGAGUUCUAAGACGUCCGAAUUUACGGUAGGUCAGAAUAAAUACCGUCUGGUCAGGAAAAUCGGAAGUGGAUCAUUCGGGGAUAUAUAUCUUGCCAUUCACCAAUCAAACGGAGAGGAGGUUGCUGUCAAAUUGGAAUCGACGAAAGCUAAACACCCACAGUUGUUGUACGAAAGUAAACUGUAUAAAAUUUUACAAGGUGGUGUGGGAAUUCCUCAUAUAAGAUGGUGGGGAUCAGAGCAAAAUUACAAUAUACUAAUAAUGGACCUGCUAGGGCCAAGUCUGGAGGACCUUUUUAAUUUCUGCUCUCGGAAAUUUAGUAUGAAGACAGUUCUGAUGCUAGCAGACCAGAUGAUAAACAGGAUUGAGUUUGUCCACAAUAAAAACUUCAUACACAGGGACAUCAAACCAGAUAACUUUCUGAUGGGUAUAGGCCGUCACUGUAAUAAGGUGUUUCUAAUAGACUUCGGUUUGGCAAAGAAAUAUCGUGACAGUCGUACCCGUCAACACAUUCCCUAUAGAGAGGACAAGAAUCUCACGGGCACAGCCCGUUAUGCUAGCAUAAAUGCACAUCUUGGCAUUGAGCAGAGUCGCCGAGACGACAUGGAAUCCCUUGGAUAUGUUCUAAUGUAUUUCAACAGGUCAAGUCUUCCUUGGCAAGGGUUAAAGGCCAACACAAAGAAACAGAAAUAUGAAAAAAUUAGUGAAAAGAAGAUGUCAACACCUGUUGAAGUUUUAUGCAAGGGUUUUCCAGCUGAAUUUGCCAUGUACCUGAACUACUGUCGAGGACUGCGGUUUGAGGAAGCUCCAGAUUACAUGUACCUGCGACAACUGUUCAGGAUUUUGUUUAGAACACUGAACUACCAGUAUGAUUAUAUAUUUGAUUGGACUUUACUAAAACAGAAGGCGGCAGCCGGAGCUGUGGCAAAUGUGGGCUCAUCUCAGCUUGCCACUGGGGUGAAGACAGGAAAGUGAAGCAGACAUGUUACACAAAGGCUGUGACUUACAACUACACAGAGACACACAAACGUGGAAAAAAAAGUUGGAAAAAACUGCCAGUGUGCAAGAUGAAAUUUGUGGAUAGUAAAGAACUGGUGAUUCACAUAAUCACUCUCGACUAGGAUUCACAGAGAUUAUGUGAAGCGAUGAUAUAUGUUUUUGUUACUUGUAAAUUUGACUCAGUUUGAUAAUUUCACACUCGCAGUACUAACAUGUGAAUAAGUGUCACAUUGUUCACUCAUGUGAAUACAGUUCACAUUUCAUAGAUUUUAUUUUCCUGAUUCACAUUUUUUCGAUUCUCAUGUCGGUAUGUGUAAAUCAGAUUCACUACAUUCAAAUCAACGUUCUAUGUGAAGCUCAUUCACAUUUGCAUGAUGUGAAUCUGAUUCAAAUCUCAUGUUACUCUUUGUGAUUAAUUCUGUGUUUACGGCUGUUACAAAUGCUGUGCAUGUGAUUCAUGUACACAUUCCACAGGUCAUCUUGUAAAGUGUUGAUGUGUGUUAUUUAAAUAGAUUGCCAAAAUAUUUUUUUUAAGUUUGAAGAAUGAUUGUACAUUGUACAUAUUUAGUUUCUCAUAAUUCAUAUUUAGUUUUCAUUUCUUAGAACAAAUUUACUAUCAGUCUUUUUCUUCAUAUUUCCUUA